GAGUUUUGCUGCUGUCUUAACCUGCUGUUCAGAGACAGACAAUGCCUUUCUCUAGCAGAUGUUUGACUGAGUGGAGAGAGGAGAUUAAAGAUUUGGCUGAAAUGACUUAAAACAAUUGGGACUCUUCUGUUCUGACCAAUAGAAGGAAUAGUUGUGAUAGGAAACAAGAGUACAGAACUCCAAAACUAUCCCAGCUAAUGAGUAUCCAGGAUGAUGCAAGCUGCAGGACAAGUGUCUCCUGAAUCUACAGACAACACAACUACAACAGUGUACGAACGAAAGCGUCCAAUUAGAAUGGUGAAGGGGAUGUCUAGAAAACGCAGAUAUGGGUCGAAGAUCUUGGGAAAAUUGAAUUGGGAGGUCAAUGUUGUUCCCAAAGAUGCUGAAGGAUCUGAAGCCCAAGCUGAAACUUGCAGAAAAACACCACAAAGUGAAAUGGAAGCGUCCCAUCAACCAGCUGACAGUACAGAUUCACCAGUGGACCAGCGAAAGCCACCAGUGAGGAUGUUGGAGGUGGUAUAUAAUAAACGAAAAUGUGUUUCUGCAUUACUAAAGAAAAGGUGUAUCAAAACAACUGUGAUCCCGCUUGAUAUGGAUGGACCUCAAGUCAUCUCCAAUACCUCCAGAGAAACAUCACACAUUAAAACAGAAGUGGUACAUAAAAAUGCUGACAUUGCAUCUUCCUCAAGACAACAGAGAGCACCACCAGUGAUGAUGGUGGAGGUGGAGUCUAGAAAACGCAUUCCUGCAUUCUUAAGGGAAAUUUGUCAGAAGCAAUCUUUCGCCCCUCGGGAUGUGGAAGGACCUCCAGUCCCCGAAGGACCUUCUGCAGAAACAACACCAAUGCGAGUAGAAGCAUUACCUGAAAAGACACCAGUGAAGGUAGAGAAGGUGAAGAGUAGAAAAUUCAAUUGCAUCUUUUCAAUAUUUAGAAGAUUUUAUAAGAAGAAAACUGUCACCUCUCAAGAUGUAGAUGAACCUCCAGCUGCUCCAGCUGCUCCAGCUGCUUCAGCUGUCACUAGUACUUCUAAAGAAAUGUCACAAACACAAAGGGAAGGUUCUACAAAUGUCCCUGAUAUUAAACAGAUUUUUUGUCGAGAGGAAGAGUUCGACCAUCAUGAUGAGGGAGCCUGGGAAGAAUAUCAAAGUUAUUUCCCAGGUGGUAUACAUGUUCCAGAAUCUAAGCAUACAGUGGCUUCCAACAUGCUAGGAAGUUAUGUAGCCCAGGUGGGAGACACAGAUGUUGAAGAACAGCAGAACAUCGAUAGUAAAGAGAGCUUUCCUGAUGCUUUUGAAGUACAGCUCUGGGAGUUGAGAAAGGUAUCAAGUACUGUAGCUCCAGUGCUGAAUGUGCUGUAUCUAGCCCCAACUAAAUCUUCAGAUGAAGAUAUUCUACCCAUAAAGAAGAAGAAGAAAAGGAGGAAGCGCUACUACUGAUAAAAAGUCUCCAAUAUUGCCCAGGUUGCCAGAAUCAAGGAGAAGGAACAAGACCUCCAGGCUCUGUCAAACCCCAGGACACAUCCUGCUACCUGGCUGUUUAUGGACACCAGUCAGUGGGACCAGCCUCUGAGCAGCUUCAGAAACUGCCUGUAUAGAUCAAUACAGCUCUCCUUAAUCAGU
Messenger RNA from Peromyscus leucopus (white-footed mouse), 1620 nucleotides. RefSeq lists its product as uncharacterized. NCBI's taxonomy places the organism in Eukaryota, Metazoa, Chordata, Mammalia, Rodentia, Cricetidae. Bases 211 to 1437 code for a protein of 408 amino acids. The transcript is spliced from 22 exons. The record is from RefSeq and is a predicted model, not a curated record.